AUGGGCUCAUCGUUUUCGUUCUUGAUUUCGAACGAAAAUUAUACGGCAGCCCCUUCAGCGGAGACAGGCCUCGGGGACUUACCGGAAAGCUGUGCGGCGUCGGUUCUUGUGUACUUAGACCCACCGGAGAUAUGUAAACUUGCAAUUUUGAAUAGGGCUUUUAAUGGGGCUUCCUCUGCUGAUUUUGUGUGGGAGUCUAAAUUGCCUAAGAAUUAUGGUUCUGUUAUUCGAAGGGUUUCUGGAGAGAGUGAGAAUUUUUGUAAGGAUUUGUGUAAAAGAGAUAUUUAUUCCAGGCUUUGUCGACCUAAUUCUUUUGAUGGUGGCACAAAGAAAGUCUGGUUGGAUAAGAGAAGUGGAAAGAUUUGUAUGUCAAUAUCUUGGAAUGGGUUGGCAAUUACGGGGAUUGAUGAUAGGAGAUACUGGAGUAGGAUCCCGACCGAGGAAUCGAGGUUCCGUUCAGUUGCGUAUCUCCAGCAAAUCUGGUGGCUUGAAGUGGAUGGCGAGGUUGAGUUUCCAUUCCCAGCAGGGUCCUAUAGCCUGUUUUUCCGACUGCAGCUGGGACGUGCAUAUAAGAGGUUUGGAAGAAGACUUUGCAACUCCGAACAUGUUCAUGGUUGGGAUAAAAAGCCAGUGCAAUUCAAGCUCUCAACUUCAGAUGGACAGCAAGCUACAUCCCAGGUUCACUUGAAAGAACUUGGAAAAUGGAUUUACUGUCAUGCUGGGGAUUUUGUUGUUGCGGACUCUACCAAAUUGACUAAAGUCAAAUUUUCAAUGACACAAAUCGAUUGCACACACACUAAAGGUGGUCUUUGUGUAGAUUCUGUACUAGUGUAUCCUAUCACCGUCCAGCAGGAGCACGGGCUAGGGGUGUCGAAGGAGCUACCCAUUGAAGGCCAUCUCGCCAUAGUAAGAAAAUAUGACUUUGGCAUAUUUAGGAUGGCAAAGGAACAAGUGGCCAUCUGCGUCCCUAUCCCAUUGGAGUUAGAAGGGGGUGGGACGGGAGCACGGUGCACUGCCCGUCCACGGAGUUUUUGUACAGAUGACCCCGGCUGUUGA
Messenger RNA from Fraxinus pennsylvanica, 1056 nucleotides. The record is from the annotation of a GenBank genome assembly. Lineage: Eukaryota; Viridiplantae; Streptophyta; Magnoliopsida; Lamiales; Oleaceae.